UUUUGCUCACACCGGCUGCUGAGACAUGGGCAUAGUACGCACACUCUUCGUGACGUAGAACACAGAAACGCCCAGCUGCAGAACGCGGAAGUAAGAAUUCACCAGGUUGUGGUAGCUUUUUAAAUACAUUCAUCGAGGAUGUGGGCUACAUUUUAUAUCAUCCGAUUAAUCUAGGACGAUUCAUCUAUUAUAAACAGAGAUUUGUUUUGAACCAGGCUAGCUACCGAAGCAAAGUGCGGAAAUGUCAAGUCAGAAGGAAUUGAAGGAGGCGUUCGUCAGCAAUCUGAAUGGGACCAGCCUUGGGGAAGUUGCCCUGGGCUCCUUUCUGGCCCCACUGUGCCUGAUCAGCCGAGGACUGUUUCUGAUUCUAUACCAUCUGGGUAGGGGGGCGCUCCCCCUCCCCUGGAUCGCCCACCUCGUCCUGGACUUCUCCAUGAUCAUACUGCCCCUGGUCUUAUCAUGCACCGUUCUGAGUGACAUCCUUCACCUAGUCAUCCUGGGCCUGACUGUUGUGUCUGGGGCUGUGCUGUGCUAUAUCUACCGUACCAAAAGGCCAACCAGGCCCAGCGCAACUUCUAAGGACACUGCUGCCAAGAGCUUCUUCCAGAGCCAUGUUCAGUGCGACCAGGUGCCCUUUGUGACGAUCUUUCGAGUCCUGGUCAAUGUGAAAACGGCCAUUAGCAUUCUAGCUGUCGACUUCAGCGUGUUCCCAAGACGCUAUGCAAAAACGGAAACCUAUGGAACGGGGGUUAUGGACUUUGGUGUUGGAGCCUAUGUCCUCGCCAACGCCCUGGUCUGCCCAGAGGCACGGAGGAAGGAAGUCUCAGGAUCCAAGUUAAGCCAAGUGGUUAAACAGCUCGUGUCUGUCUGGCCCCUGGUCAUUCUAGGCUUGGCCAGGCUGGUGAGUGUGAAAAUGUCUGGUUACCACGAGCACGUGUCUGAGUACGGCGUGCACUGGAAUUUCUUCUUCACCUUAGCCAUAGUCCGAGUGGCGGCCUCUGUGCUGUUGGCUCUGUUCCCUGUCAACGGGUCAUGGCUCCUGGCCCUUCUGAUUGGAGGACUUUACCAAGUGACCCUGGAGAUGUCUGGACUGAAGUAUUCCAUCAUCCACAACAAUGACAGGACGGGAGGUUUUCUGCAAGCCAACAUGGAGGGGGUUUCAUCUGUUGUGGGCUACAUAGCCAUCUAUAUGGCAGGGGUCCAGAUUGGACUGUAUGUAAUGCGACCAAGGACACAGGUCAAAGAGUGGAUCAGAGUGAUUUGGAAUCUCUUAUUGGGAAGUGCUGUGUUGUACACUGGCUUGAUCCUGUGUCAGGCCUCUGUUGAGCCAGUGUCUCGCAGGAUGGCCAAUCUACCGUUCUGCCUCUGGACCGUUGCCCAGUCGAUGUUUUUCUUGUCCUGUUUAGCAACUGCUGAUGUUAUUUUGUUUUUUAUGAAAACGGUGUCAGGUUGCGUACUGGUGUCGUCUUCCUGGUAUCCUUGUAGAAAGGAAGCCUCUGUAUCUGAGGAGAAAAUGGAGAAAAAAGUUCAGGGACUUUGUCUCAUUCAAGCUGUGAACCGUAAUCAAUUGUUGUUUUUCAUGCUUGCCAAUUUACUGACUGGAAUCACAAAUGUGCUAGUAGAUACAUUCAACAGUAGUGAUUACAUUUCUGUGUGUGUUUUGCUGUCAUACAUGUUCAUAAAUAGUUUUGCAAUAUAUAUUUUACAUCUCAUGAAAAUCACAGUAAAAUUCUGGUAAGCACAGUGCCAUUCU
Messenger RNA from Oncorhynchus mykiss (rainbow trout), 1753 nucleotides. It is a transcript of the gene pigw, whose product is annotated as phosphatidylinositol glycan anchor biosynthesis, class W. NCBI's taxonomy places the organism in Eukaryota, Metazoa, Chordata, Actinopteri, Salmoniformes, Salmonidae. Gene Ontology annotation, biological process: GPI anchor biosynthetic process; protein localization to plasma membrane. Gene Ontology annotation, molecular function: glucosaminyl-phosphatidylinositol O-acyltransferase activity. The record is from RefSeq and is a predicted model, not a curated record. Gene Ontology annotation, cellular component: membrane; endoplasmic reticulum.